This is a messenger RNA of Komagataella phaffii GS115, 1431 nucleotides long. RefSeq lists its product as hypothetical. The transcript has a single exon. Lineage: Eukaryota; Fungi; Ascomycota; Pichiomycetes; Pichiales; Pichiaceae. The coding region runs from base 1 to 1431 and encodes 476 amino acids. The record is from RefSeq and is a predicted model, not a curated record.
AUGAGUCACAACAAGGAACAGAUCCCGUCAUUGCUACCCCCCACGUAUCAAGCGUCACAAGAUUCAGCAAUCGACGAAGAUAUCCUACCUGAUUAUUCCUCCUCUCUCAACUACAAUGGACUAAUUAUGCUUAAACACGAACUUACUACACCGUUUCAACUUCCCAACAAGCAGAGCGAGUUAGAUUGGGAGCCUUACGUGAUGGAGUUGAACUCAACACAACUGAACAUAUACAAAUUGAAAGACAUCAAACUAUGUCAUUACGUGAAAUACUUCUUCGAGAAUAUGCUUGUAGAAAUGUGUUUACCGUUGUCCGCAAUGCGGCAUACUUCAAGAUUCGACCCACACUUGAACAUAAAAAGUGGUAAGUUAACCAGAAAGUCUCCCAGUGUGAAGCCCGUUAACGCAGUAAAAGUCCCGAAUUCGGUGGGGCUUAGAGGACGUCUCAAAAACUUUGUGUUCGGUGAGGCGGAUACCAUUGUCGAUGAUAGACGUCUACCCUUAAUAACUAAACUAGCCAAGCAGGAUAUGGAAUCACCUGAAUUCCAGUUGGUGGCUGAAGUUUUGAAUCAUCAGGACGAAUUUAGCGAUAUCUCCUCAAAUUCUAAGAAUCAAUAUUAUGACAAGAUUCAGGAUAUCAGGGGAGAAUUGUCUAAGAGCUUGACAUUGCAGCGAUGCCAAGUCGGCUCUGCUUCUGAUCAUAUAGCUCGACCGUUUACAAUUCGUAUGCGUUGUGAACUGCAACAGUUUAUGGUAUGUUGCUACAAUCCGUACCAGUUUAUAAAUUGGUACUACAAGCUAGUCUAUGCUAUCGAUAUUGCUCUUCCACUCGAGUUGAGAGAGUUCAAUCAAAAGAACUGCAAGACGAUUCCAAGAAGAAGUAGACGUAUCUCCGCUGGUAGAAGAAACACGUUUGCUUCUCUGAAUGAUUACAGCUCCUCGGACAUAGCAAGACCUAGAGCGAAUUCUGUUCCUGUGAAUGCAGCUGAUAGGCGGAAUAACGUGCCUCAAGAUGUGGAAGAAUUGGAAGAUGAUGGUUAUGACUACGAGAUAUUCGAAAAUUCACAAUCCGAAAGAACAAUCGAUGAUUGUUACGAUGAUUCAGAAAAAAAGUACCAUGAACCUCCCAGUAUACCUUACAGUAACUCCUUUGUCACAUAUUCUAGUUAUGAGGAGUUUCUUAAUCUAAGAUAUGCAAUCAAAUGUAUCAAGUCGCUCAAGUUGAAGAAACCAUGGUUGGGACAUAAAGUAACUUUUAACUUUCAAUACAUUGAAAGCCCAGACUAUUCGGAGUCCGAUUCAGAUGAAAGUAUUGUUAUUAAGCCCCACUUAUUGAAUAGUUUCUCUCCUUCAAAUGUUUGCCUUCCAGAAAAGUUUAAAUACCAGGAUUUUAUCAUCCAAGAUAAAGGGUUAUUUUAUGUAGAAUAUUAG